Molecule: messenger RNA, 1387 nt
Organism: Geodia barretti
Lineage: Eukaryota; Metazoa; Porifera; Demospongiae; Tetractinellida; Geodiidae
Source: the annotation of a GenBank genome assembly
AUCUCGGUCACGUGAUCGCACAGCGAAAAGAGAGAGGAGCUAACCUCAAAGCUUCUUGUGUUUACAGACAAGAAGUGUGGGUGUUAGUAGGAUGCAUUCCGGAGACCUGACGGAGCUGGGCGGAGCCAACCUGACGGACGCCGAGAGAGAGGCGCUCCUGGAGGUCAUGCAGCGAGCAAAGGUGGCUACAUAGCCUGCUUCUCUGCAUUCCUUUGUACUUAUCACUGCCCAGGACUUUGACGAUAAGGCACAGAGAGGCAUGAACAGUAGGUUGGAAGGUCAGCUGAGCAAGUGGACCAAUGCUCUGAAGGGAUGGCAGCAGCGGUGGCUGAGUGUGGACCAGCAGCAGGGAGUCCUUCACUACUACACUUCGGAGGACAGGAAGAAGGCUCCUCCCAGAGGCUCCCUCCAUCUGUGGGGGGCCGUCAUCGCCCCUAGCGACGAGGACUCCCAUUCCUUCACCGUCAACGGAGCCAACGGAGAGGCCUACAAGUUGAGGGCGGCGGACGCCAAGGAGAGGCAGUACUGGGUCUCCAGACUCAGGAAUGAGAUUGAGAGAUGUACAACUGUCCACUCUGGAUACGUCAAGACUCAGGUCUUCCUCCGUGUCUGUACUGUAUGUAUUGUGUGUUCCACAUGGUGGUGAAUACAGUGGAACCUCUGAUAAGGGACCCUCUGAGAUAGGGACGACCUCUCUACAAAGGACACUUGUUUCAACCCCAUGCUAAUACUUAGUGUAUUAUUUGACCUCCGAGAUAGGGACGACCUCUCUACAAGGGACACUUGUUUCAACCCCAUGCUGACCUCCGAGAUAAGGAGGACCUCUCUACAAGGGACAAUAUCAUUGGCCUCAUAGUGUCCCUUGUUCGGAGGUUCCACUGUACCUUAUGAAAGGAUGCUAGUACAGAGGGUCUGUCAGUUAUUGUAUGCAUAACAUGUGGACCUCAUCAACAAAGUCACAAGGCAAAGGCAUUCAACGAGAUGGUGAUUUUCUUUUUUAUACGCAAAUUGCAACAUUUAGGUUUUUUGAGAGAUAGGAUUUGCUUGGCAUGUGUCCACAACGAGGUAGAAAGGCAAAGCUAAGAAGUCAACGUAUAAGUACUUUCACAAAUUCACAAAAGCAUUGUCACAAGAAUCAGAAAUGUGGAUGAUUUGCUACAACGUCUGUCCCCAGGUCCAUUUGCCCAGCACCACCUCCAGUCCUCAGCACACCCCCAGCACCGUCCUCUCAUCCUCCCCACUCUCACCUGUCACCACAACCACCACUCCCCUCUCCCCCUCCUCACAAGUGACCACACCUACCAGGAAACAGUCCCGCUCCAAGGGGCGUGGCCUCGCUGCCUUAGCCUCUCGAGCCAGUCUGAAGAAGAGGUCAUCAAAAUCCAGG